Salmo salar (Atlantic salmon) is the source of this 1701-nucleotide messenger RNA. NCBI's taxonomy places the organism in Eukaryota, Metazoa, Chordata, Actinopteri, Salmoniformes, Salmonidae. The record is from RefSeq and is a predicted model, not a curated record.
AUGCCUCUGUCCCUGGAAUCCCCCACCCCCUCUGGCCAGCUCCCACCCCCUCUGGCCAGCCCCCACCCCCUCUGGACAGUCCCCACCCCCUCUGGACAGCCCCCACCCCCUCUGGCCAGCCCCCACUCCCUCUGGCCAGCCCCCACCACCUCUGGCCAGCCCCCACCCCCUCUGGCCAGCCCCCACCACCCCCCGUGUCCACAGUCAGAUAAACUGCAGGUCAACCCCUUGAACCCCAGUCACCAGACCAUCCAGGGACCAGGCCAUCCAGGGGCCAGGCCAUCCAGGGACCAGACCAUCCAAUCACCAGACCAUCCAGGGACCAGACCAUGCAGGGACCAGACCAUCCAGGGACCAGACCAUCCAGUCACCAGACCAUGCAGGGACCAGGCCAUCCAGGGACCAGACCAUCCAAUCACCAGACCAUCCAGGGACCAGACCAUGCAGGGACCAGACCAUCCAAUCACCAGACCAUCCAGGGACCAGACCAUGCAGGGACCAGGCCAUCCAGGGACCAGACCAUCCAGUCACCAGACCAUCCAGGGACCAGACCAUCCAGGGACCAGACCAUCCAGGGGCCAGGCCAUCCAGGGACCAGACCAUCCAAUCACCAGACCAUCCAGGGACCAGACCAUCCAGGGGCCAGGCCAUCCAGGGACAAGGCCAUCCAAUCACCAGACCAUCCAGGGACCAGACCAUCCAGGGACCAGACCAUCCAGGGACCAGACCAUCCGGAGACCAGACCAUCCGGGGACCAGACCAUCCAGGGACCAGACCAUCCAGGGACCAGACCAUCCAAUCACCAGACCAUCCAGGGACCAGGCCAUCCAGGGGCCAGGCCAUCCAGGGGCCAGGCCAUCCAGGGACCAGACCAUCCAAUCACCAGACCAUCCAGGGACCAGACCAUCCAGGGACCAGACCAUGCAGGGACCAGGCCAUCCAGGGACCAGACCAUCCAGUCACCAGACCAUCCAGGGACCAGACCAUCCAGGGACCAGACCAUCCAGGGGCCAGGCCAUCCAGGGACCAGACCAUCCAAUCACCAGACCAUCCAGGGACCAGACCAUCCAGGGGCCAGGCCAUCCAGGGACCAGACCAUCCAAUCACCAGACCAUCCAGGGACCAGACCAUCCAGGGACCAGACCAUCCAGGGACCAGACCAUCCGGAGACCAGACCAUCCGGGGACCAGACCAUCCGGGGACCAGGCCAUCCGGGGACCAGACCAUCCAGUCACCAGACCAUCCAGGGACCAGACCAUCCAGGACCAGACCAUCCAGGGACCAGGCCAUCCAGGGGCCAGGCCAUCCAGGGACCAGACCAUCCAAUCACCAGACCAUCCAGGGACCAGACCAUCCAGGGACCAGACCAUCCAGGGACCAGACCAUCCAGGGACCAGGCCAUCCAGGGACCAGACCAUCCAAGGACCAGACCAUCCAGGGACCAGACCAUCCAGGGACCAGACCAUCCAGGGACCAGACCAUCCAGGGACCAGACCAUCCAGGGACCAGACCAUCCAGGGACCAGGCCAUCCAGGGACCAGACCAUCCAAGGACCAGACCAUCCAGGGACCAGACCAUCCAGUCACCAGACCAUCCAGGGACCAGACCAUCCAGUCACCAGACCAUCCAGGGACCAGCUCGUCUACCCAUUGCGGCAGUGGACAGAGGGGAGACACAUGCUCAAGUCCUGGAGGGUGGUGA